AUGUCGGACGCGGUCUCUUCACGGCUCGGCAGCAGAUCCAACAAUACAAAUGACAUCGGGUGGAAAUUAUUCCAUGCACCAAAUGAUGGAGAUACAAACAUAGUUGUUUCUAACUAUUGCGACAAAAUUAUGAAGGGAGAAAUAACAAGGGUCAAGAACCAUUUGAUGGGAAGAAAGGGAUAUGUUGCGGCAUGCAAAAAAUGUCCGGUGGAAGUUCGAGAAGAACUUUGGGCUUAUGUGAAGACAAAAACAAAUACCGGUGAUACCAAUUAUGUUUCAAUUUGGGAUAGUGAUGAUGACACUCCCUUACCACCUCCGAGAAAGAAUGCUGCUGAGUUGAAAGGUAUUGGUUCUUUUGGCCCACAUUUGCGAACUGCGAGCUUCCACGAGAUUACAGUUCCACUCUUAAAUAAUGAAGUGGAUUACACCAAGAACUUGAUGGAAGAUCACGAGGCGGAGUGA
This is a messenger RNA of Striga hermonthica, 462 nucleotides long. Lineage: Eukaryota; Viridiplantae; Streptophyta; Magnoliopsida; Lamiales; Orobanchaceae. The record is from the annotation of a GenBank genome assembly.